This is a messenger RNA of Gossypium arboreum, 5552 nucleotides long. Its product is annotated as mediator of RNA polymerase II transcription subunit 23. Gene Ontology annotation, biological process: regulation of transcription by RNA polymerase II; positive regulation of gene expression. The record is from RefSeq and is a predicted model, not a curated record. Gene Ontology annotation, cellular component: transcription regulator complex; mediator complex. Lineage: Eukaryota; Viridiplantae; Streptophyta; Magnoliopsida; Malvales; Malvaceae. The coding region runs from base 907 to 5226 and encodes 1439 amino acids. The transcript is spliced from 21 exons.
UGUAACGUACAUAAAACAAUUUGAUAAAGAAAUCGGUAGCCAACCCGAGUUCCCGUUUCAUUUACCCGAACGGGUUAGUCGUAUAUUUUGACGAAUCUCCUCGACUUUCAUGGCUCGUCUUGUACGAGUGAAUCAGUUGGUCUGACAGAGUUGUAAAAUUAGUAUUACCGGAGUUUUAAAGAAAACCUAGCCUAUUUGAAGACGUAGGAAAAAGAAAACAUGGAUCAAACGCAGAGAUCAGUGGCAGCAGCUGCAAAUUCCCGAACCUACCAGUUCCACCCUGCCCGAGCCGCCAUUACCGAUCUCUUCAAUCUUUACUUAGGAGUAGUAAUUUCUUUUUCGUCAAAUUUUUCAUUUUCUUGUGUAAAUUUCUUCUCCGAAACAUAGUUAUUCUUUUUUUCUUUCAAUUUUUUUUGCAGAGAAAUAGCCGCCAAAAAGCUGAUGAUUCUGUUCGAGAACCACCGAACAAAACCCAAAAGCGUGUGCUCGCUCUUAAUAGAGAGCUUCCUCCUCGAAACGAGCAGUUCCUCCUAGAUUUUGAGCAACUUCAGACUCAGUUUGGUUUAUACUCACGUAAUGAUGAUAUUACGCAUCCAAGUCCAUUCUGAGCCCGCAUUCUCCAGGAGUUUUCAGCAGCAUAUAAGCCACGUAAACUAAUACUCAGACCAAGAUCAGUUGCAGUCUGUGACAGAAUCUGUCCUAAUAUCUUUGGUUAUUCAGUGCUGUAGUCAUGCACCUCGGGCGGAGUUUCUUCUUUUUGCUUUACGUAGCUUAUGUAGUAUAGGCUACGUUAAUUGGGAUACCUUUUUGCCAUCCCUUCUUUCUUCAGUUGCCUCUGCGGAAGGGCCAGUAAGUCAAGGGAGUCAGGGAGUACCUUCUGUUUCAUCAAGCGUAUCACAAUCCGGGAUGAUGCCAUCUACUAGUGUAAUUGCUAACGCUUCUAAUUUUCAGUCUGCGAAUGCUGCAUCUACGUUAACUUCAGUUCAUGUUAUUGGGUCUCCAGCACAAUCGACAAUUGAACCUUCUUCGGGUGCUACUUUGUCCCCUGUAAAAUUAUCUAAUAUUGCCUGCAGUGGUCAACCAUCUACAACUAGGAUGGAUUCAUCUAUAAGAGAUAAUGCUAUAAGCAAUUUACGUCAGCUAUGCUGCAAGAUAAUUUUAACUGGGCUUGAAUGUAAUUUGAAACCAGUGACUCAAGCUGAAAUUUUCCACCAUAUGCUGAAUUGGUUGGUUAAUUGGGAUCAAAGGCAACAUGGGAAUGAGGAAUGUGAUGGAAAGUCCUGGAGACUGGAGAAGGCUCUAAUUGAAUGGCUGCACAGUUGUUUGGAUGUAAUUUGGUUGUUGGUUGAGGAAGAUAAAUGCAGAGUGCCCUUCUAUGAAUUACUCCGAAGCGGAUUGCAGUUUAUAGAAAACAUCCCAGACGAUGAAGCAUUGUUUACGCUUAUCUUGGAAAUACAUAGAAGGAGAGAUAUGAUGGCUAUGCAUAUGCAAAUGUUAGACCAACACCUUCACUGCCCCACAUUUGGAACUCAUCGGAUAUUGUCACAGACAACUCCUAACGUUUCUGUUGAAGGUGUGGCAAACUUGCGGUAUUCACCAAUUACAUAUCCAAGUGUGCUUGGAGAACCACUUCAUGGAGAGGAUCUUGCAGCUUCUAUCCAGAGGGGUAGUUUGGACUGGGAGAGAGCCUUACGUUGUAUAAGGCAUGCUAUACGCUCUACUCCUUCUCCUGAUUGGUGGAAACGUGUGCUUGUUGUGGCACCUUUUUAUCGAGGUUCAGUGCCUACUCCUGGUGCUGUUUUUACAUGUGAUAUGAUUUGCGAGGCAACAAUUGAUAGAAUUGUUGAGCUUUUGAAGUUGACAAAUUCAGAAAUAAAUUGCUGGCAGGAGUGGCUUGUCUUCUCAGAUAUAUUCUUCUUUCUUAUGAAAAGUGGAUGUAUAGAUUUUGUUGAUUUUAUUGAUAAGCUGGGCUCACGCCUUUCAGCAAGUGAUCACCACAUUCUUAAUACAAAUCAUGUUACCUGGCUUCUUGCACAAAUCAUUCGAGUUGAGCAUGUCAUGACUGCUUUGAAUACUGAUUCUAGAAAGGUGGAAACAACAAGGAAGAUUCUAUCAUUUCACAGAGAAGAUAGGAGCUCUGAUCCUAAUAAUCCCCAAAGCAUCCUGCUUGAUUUUAUUAGCAGUUGUCAAAACUUACGCAUUUGGUCACUGAAUACAUCAACCAGAGAAUACUUGAAUAAUGAACAGUUGCAGAAAGGGAAGCAAAUAGAUGAGUGGUGGAGACAAGUGAGCAAAGGGGAACGCAUGAUGGAUUAUAUGAGUAUGGAUGAUAAAUCAAUUGGGAUGUUUUGGGUUGUCUCCUACACGAUGGCGCAGCCAGCUUGUGAAACGGUCAUGAAUUGGUUAUCUUCUGGUGGAGUUACAGAGUUGUUACCCGGAGCAAAUGUACAGCCCAAUGAGAGAUUCAUGGUGAUGCGGGAAGUUAGUCCAUUGCCGAUUUCACUGUUAUCUGGCUUUUCAAUGAAUCUUUAUUUGAAGUUGGUCUUUCAAAUGGAAGAAUCUUUAUUUGCUGGGCAGGUUGUUCCUAGUAUUGCUAUGGUUGAAACUUACACCAGAUUGUUGCUCAUUGCACCUCAUUCGUUAUUUCGUUCACACUUCAGUCAUUUGGCACAGAGGAAUGCUUCUUUAUUGAGCAAGCCUGCGGUGACACUUCUGGUGCUUGAAAUUGUCAACUAUCGUCUGCUUCCACUGUACAGGUACCAAGGAAAAUGCAAACCUCUGAUGUAUGAUGUUACAAAGAUAAUUUCUGCUUUAAAAGGAAAACGGGGGGAUCACCGUGUAUUUAGAUUGGCAGAGAAUUUGUGCAUAAAUCUGAUUUUGUCUUUGAGAGACUUUUUCUCGGUGAAAAGGGAAGGGAAGGGGCCCACUGAAUUCACAGAAACUUUAAAUCGGAUAACUAUAAUCACUCUUGCCAUCACCAUUAAAACCCGCGGAAUUGCAGAUGCUGAUCACCUACUUUACCUUCAAACUAUGUUGGAACAGAUAUUGGCAACUAGCCAGCAUACAUGGUCAGAGAAAACACUACGUUUUUUUCCCUCUAUUCUUCGAGAUCUCUUAAUGACACGGACAGACAAAAGAGGACUUGCAAUUCAAGAAUGGCUACAGUCAGAAACAACAGUGAUUAACCAAUGCACACAACUUCUUUCAUCAUCUGCUGAACCAAAUUAUGUCAUGACCUAUAUCAAUCACAGUUUCCCUCAACACCGCCAAUAUCUGUGUGCUGGUGCAUGGAUAUUGAUGCAAGGGCAUCCUGAAAACAUUAACAGUGGAAACUUGGCACGGGUAUUGAGAGAAUUUUCUCCUGAAGACGUGACAUCCAAUAUCUAUACAAUGGUGGAUGUAUUACUUCAUCACAUUCACAUAGAGCUGCAGCAUGGGCAUUCCUUGCAGGACCUUUUACUGAAAACUUGUGCAAACCUGGCCUUUUUUGUUUGGACCCAUGAGCUGAUUCCUUUGGAUAUAUUGCUUCUAGCACUCAUUGACCGUGACGAUGAUCCCCAUGCGCUGCGUAUUGUGAUAAGCUUACUUGACAGGCAAGAGCUUCAACAAAGGGUGAAAUUAUACUGUAUGAAUCGUGGCCCCCCUGAGCAUUGGCUUUACACUGGAAUAUUUAAGCGCAGUGACUUGCAAAAAGCCCUUGGCAAUCAUCUCUCAUGGAAGGAGAGGUAUCCUACAUUCUUCGAUGAUAUUGUGGCACGUCUGCUUCCAGUCAUCCCCUUAGUUGUUUACAGACUUAUUGAGAAUGAUGCUAUAGAAUCUGCUGACAGGAUUUUGGGCAUGUAUUCUCUAUUUUUAGCUUACCACCCUUUGAGAUUUACAUUUGUUCGUGACAUUCUCGCGUAUUUCUAUGGUCAUCUACCUGGAAAGUUAAUUGUUCGAAUAUUGAAUGUACUAGAUCUCAGCAAGAUUCCGUUUUCUGAGUCGUUCCCUCAGCACAUUAGUUCAUCAAAUCCUGCAAUAUGCCCCCCACUAGAAUAUUUUGCGACUCUUUUAUUGGCUCUAGUGAAUAAUGUCAUACCCCCAUUAAACAGUAACUCAAGAACUGGAUCAAUGGGGGAUGCUUCUAAUAAUUCAGUGCGUGGUCCUCAUAAUAAAACCCCUGCAACACCUCAGUCUGGGCCAGCGAAUGCUUCUGAAGGUCAAAAAGCAUUCUAUCAAAUUCAGGACCCAGGGACAUAUACUCAGCUGGUUCUGGAAACAGCCGUCAUAGAGAUCCUCUCUCUUCCCAUUUCCGCUUCUCAGAUUGUGUCAUCUCUUGUUCAAAUUGUUGUCAACAUACAACCAACUCUGAUUCAGUCCAGCAAUGGAUUGCAUGGAGCUUCUAGUGGUGCCGUGCAAGGUUCAGUUUUACCAACAUCCCCUUCUGGAGGCAGUACAGAUAGUGCUGGCAGAUCUACUCCUUCAGUGUCAGGGAUCAACACCUCUAGUUUUGUUUCCCGAAGUGGUUACACUUGUCAACAGCUUUCAUGCUUAUUUAUCCAAGCUUGUGGUUUGUUGUUGGCCCAACUCCCUCCUGAGUUUCACUUACAGCUUUACAUGGAAGCUUCACGAAUAAUUAAAGAGAGUUGGUGGCUAACUGAUGGGAAGAGAUCAUUGAGUGAACUAGACUCUGCUGUUAGCUAUGCUUUGUUGGAUCCAACAUGGGCUUCCCAAGAUAAUACCUCUACGGCCAUAGGUAAUAUAGUUGCAUUACUUCAUUCUUUCUUCAGUAACCUCCCACAAGAAUGGCUAGAGGGAACACAUGUCAUUAUUCAACAGCUCCGGCCGGUAACAUCGGUUGCUAUGUUGAGAAUAGCAUUCCGGAUAAUGGGCCCCUUGCUUCCAAGACUUGUUACUGCUCACAAUCUUUUUAACAAGAUUCUAUCGUUACUAUUGAAUACACUGGUGGAUGUAUUUGGAAAAAACACUCAACCGCCAGUCCCUGUGGAAGCAUCAGAAAUAACAGAUCUGAUCGACUACCUUCACCAUAUCAUCCACUACGAAGGACAGGCAGGGCCAGUUCAAGCCAACAGCAAGCCGAGGCCAGAGGUGUUGAGUAUUUGUGGGAGAGCUGCAGAAAGUCUACGGCCAGAUGUACAGCAUCUUUUAUCCCACUUGAAACCUGACGUUAACUCUUCAAUAUAUGCUGCUACGCAUCCAAAGAUAGCUCAGAAUCCUUCCUCCUGAUUCUCAACCUAUCCAACCUCCAUUUAAGUAGGUUUUUUGAGAUGUGUGGAUACAGCAAGCAUGUAAAAUCACUGGGUUUGGGCCAAAAGCCAUCCAUGAAAUUUAUAUAUCAAACUGGGUUUUUUUUGGCUUAGCUAGGAGCCUGACGUAGUUGGGUGCUAAUCUUUUCUUUUUCCCCUUCAAAAUGGGGCUACUAUUCUAUACUAAUGUAAAAGAAGAGUUAAAACUGUUGGUUUAUAGAACCACUUAAUUUGUAGAUCAAUAUUGUUUUUGAAAGUUUUCAAGAUAGCAUUUAAUAAAAUUGUUCUAUAUUUUAUUAACUAAAA